Messenger RNA from Drosophila virilis, 2403 nucleotides. RefSeq lists its product as uncharacterized. The record is from RefSeq and is a predicted model, not a curated record. Gene Ontology annotation, molecular function: protein binding. NCBI's taxonomy places the organism in Eukaryota, Metazoa, Arthropoda, Insecta, Diptera, Drosophilidae.
ACAUUGUUAAAUAUAGUUUAGUACUGGGCAGCGCUUGGGAAACUUUUGUUCGUUUAAAAACAUUAUACUCUCAUGUUUUCUUUAUAUAGUAUGUGUAUGAAGUUUGUUCAAAAUCUUCUACAGUUCAUUUAUAUUCUCUUCCUGCUCCUAAUCAGUUUUUUUAUAUCUUCAACAUUUUGUCUAUUCUCUUUUCUUAUAUUAUCUAAACACUUUUGUGUUCAAAUUCAAAUUCCCAAGCGUCUUUAGCUGCCCAGAUACUAACCCAGAUCGAUGAAGAGCCUAUCAAAAAUUUGCGUUUAUGGUAUGGACAAUCCCCAGGAUAUGUAGUCGGAGUUUUAGUUAAAACUUGAUCUAAGAGAAGGCAAAGAAAGUUUUAGGUCGAACAUGAUAAUAAUUAAAAACAAAAAAAAAAAACCAAACUUAUAUAACUGAAUUACGUAAUAAUGAUGCAUAUGUGUUUUGUAAACUUAAAUAAUGGACGUAAUGUGCAAAGUUUUAGGGAUCGCUAAGCGGUUCGAUUAAAGUACAUAGAUCGUAUUCGAGCUGUGGACGAGCCCUAAUAGCGUAAACCUAAACUCAACGAUAACUUAAAACGGAACUCAAAGUGGUCAACUCUCUUUUUACCAAUAUAUAUAUAUAUAUAUAUAUAUGUGUAUACCAAUAAUACCAACUAUCUAUAUCAAAACUAAAUUUAACGAUUUGCUAAUCAAAAUAUUUGAUGCCUUAAAUGAUUUUUAAAAGUUUUAAGAACUUGAUUUUUAUAAUAGAAAGCAAGUAGGUGUUGCAAAAGGCACGAAAUGCGAUCUGCUAAGCUUGUAGAUAACACUUAAAAGUCCAUUAUAUUUUAACUAAAUAUAUGUAAUACUAUAUCUGUGCCCCAUAGCAUAGAAUUUUAAAUUGUAAUUUACACCAAGCAAGUGUACGAAAUAUUACUAAAAAUAAUAAAAAAGAAUUUUAUAAAACAUUUCAAAGAAAUGAGCUUAGCAUUUCUUUCAAAUUAAUGAAGUGCCAGAAACGCACCCGUAAAAAAUAUAAAUAAUCAUAAUCGUGGGAUAUAUUGAGGAAAGCUUUGUCAAAACAGGUUCUGAAAUAUUACGUUAAGUCAUCACAGCUGUUGGAUUCAAUUGUAAACGGGUUGGUAACAUCGGCAGUUCUCUCAAAUCGUAUAAAAGCCCUUGCCAAGAUUCGGUUCAGGACACAGAAGUCAAACAACUCGAAGUCGAAGAUGAUGGGAAAGGUGCUCCUUUUGGUUUUGGCCACAGUGCUGCUGUCUUCCGUAUUUGUCACAGCGCAGGUGAAGCCAAGUACAGAGAUCGGUCGGGUUACUGUCCAAGUGCCGUUGCUGUCGAAUGGAAAGCCCGUUAUGACCCAGGAUAAGGAUAAGGAUCGGGUGGAGGUGGCGCAUGUGGUGGAGCUGAAACCGGGCAAGGUGGUAGGCGAGGAAGUGCUGGUGCCACCCACAGUUAAAGUGCCGCAGGCCAAGGUGCGAAAUAUGAGAGCUAUUGUCGAAACGGUGAAUCCCGGAGUACCCAAUCAUAAUAUACCCAAUUCUGGCGUACCAAAUCAUGGUAUACCGAAGCCGGGAGUCGAAAACCACAGCUUGCCCAAUCCUAGCGUAUCCAAUGUAGGUAUCACCCAACCAGGAAAUCCACAUUCCGGCACACAAAGUCCCGCCUCGGAAGUUCAACCAGUUGUCGUUCCACCACCUAGUACCACGCAUACACCAGAUGUGUCGACCACGCGCAUGCCAUCCAAGAACUGUCAUCAGCUGCUGUUGGCUGGCACCACAGGCCCAUCCAUUGGGUUGCCAGUUCCGCCAACUCCCGUGGAGAGCUGCGAUAGGCUGUGCACCAAAUUUGAGCUGAAUCCGAUUUGCGCCCACAACGGCAUCUGCAUCCAUGAGUUUCCCAAUCAAUGCAUCAUGGACACCUUCAAUUGUAAGCAUCGCGAUUUGUCCUUCCGUGCCGUGGAUGAGGAUAUCUGCCGCAUGGGCUUGUGCGCUCGUCGCUGCAAAGAGGAGGAUCUUAAGAUGUGAGCUUGGUUGGUGCCUGAAACCAUUUACAAUUUCUCACAUAAAAAUAAUACAUUUCAUAAUAAACAAUAAUAACAAUUGCAAUUGAAAAUAUACUUCUGGCAAACAGCAGCUAAAACCCGAUAUUUUCUUUAAAUAUUUGUUCUCGUUCGGGGUAUUAUAAUUUGGUCACGAAAUAUAUUUGUUUUAUAUAAGAAGUAAUUAGCUUUCUCAAAACACUUAGUAUGUAUGUUUUAGUUGUUUAUUUAUAUAUAAUACAUUUAUAUAAUAUUUAUAAUUGAUCACUAUGAACGAAGUCGAUGUAACCAUGUCCGCUUGUCUAGUCUCACAGUUAUCAAGCUAUUCUAAUUAAAUUCUCUUUAUAUAUAAUA